AUGUCGCCUAUAGACAAAGAUUUGCAUCCUGUCAUUCAUAGUGGUAGGGUUGCCGUCGUCACCGGUGCCGCGAGUGGGAUCGGAGCCGCUGCUGCCAGGGAGUUCGCAAAGUUGGGCCUGAAAGUCGCGAUCGCAGACUGGGACGAAGAGAACCUCCAGAAAGUGGCGAAGGAGCUCGUGGCGCAGCUCGGAGAGGCGAACGUGAUCGCCGUGCGGACCGACGUCAGCAAACUCGAGGACGUCGUCAGCCUCAAGGAUCGCGUCUAUGAGGCUUGGGGCGAGGUCGCCGUGUUGUUGAACAACGCGGCUAUCGGUGGGAAGACGGGUUCGUGGGAGGGCUUGGAGGCGUGGAGGAAGAUUAUGGACGUUAAUCUUUUUGGCGUCCUGAACGUCCAACACACAUUCGUACCCGCUAUGCUUCACCAGGAGAACCAAUCCGCGAUCAUCAACACGGGUUCGAAGCAGGGUAUCACGAACCCUCCUGGCAGCGGACCAGCGUAUAACGCCUCCAAGGCCGCGAUCAAGUCUAUCACUGAAAGUCUCGCGCAUGAGUUGCGUCAGCGGCCUGCUGUGAACUUGACGGCGCAUUUGUUCAUCCCCGGCUGGACCUUCACAGGCCUCGGCGGCGCCCGCGACCCUUCCAUCUCAAAACCGCCCGGCGCGUGGACGGCGACGGAGACGGUGCUGUAUAUGCUUGACCGGGUGCGGCUUGGAGACUUUUAUAUUUUGUGUCCGGAUAAUGAGACGAGGAGGGACGUCGAUAACCUCCGGAUCCUCUGGGGCGCGGGCGAUAUCACGGAAGGACGGCCAGCGCUUAGUCGGUGGCAUCCGAAUUAUAAGUCUUUGUUUGAGGAUUAUAUGAAGGAGGGGUUGGCGGAUUUGGAUCAGUGA
Molecule: messenger RNA, 891 nt
Organism: Stereum hirsutum FP-91666 SS1
Lineage: Eukaryota; Fungi; Basidiomycota; Agaricomycetes; Russulales; Stereaceae
Product: NAD-P-binding protein
Exons: 8
Coding region: 1-891 (296 amino acids)
Cellular component (GO): intracellular anatomical structure
Molecular function (GO): oxidoreductase activity, acting on NAD(P)H, oxygen as acceptor
Source: RefSeq, a predicted model, not a curated record